ACCCUUGCACGAUUUUCUCUUUUCUCUUUUUAUUUAUUUAUUAUUUUUCACUAUUCCUCUGCUCUAAGCAUAUAUAUAUAUAUACCAUCUGUUCGAAGUUUGAACGUCUGGGACAAACACAGUGAAAACUAAAAAGCUUUGAUGGUGGAAGUGGGAGAGGGUUCAGGUUCAAAGCCCUCUGAAGAAAUCUGGGCUAAGCUUGUUCCAUUGGACUCAAGAUAUUCAGAUAUUGAGAUAAGGUCAGAUGAGAUUGUAAUAUGUUCAGAGAUCAGAUCAUCCUCUAUUGAAAAACAUGACUGGUGCCAAAUAUCACGGAAUUCUGAUCUAUGUUCUGCCACAAUGCUAAAUAAAAGUUCAAAAACGGUACUUGUUGAUGAGGUUGUUGUUCAAAACGGAGAUGAUAUUGUUAUCAAGUGUGGAAGUAAAAUCUUUCCAGGCCCUGAUACAGAAGGUUAUCUGGGCUACAGAUUUGAAGUAAUGCCUAGCCAAGAAAUCUGCAAUAAGCAACUAAUAACGAUUUCUGUUGAUGCUGAGCAUGCAAAAUGCAGCAUAUGCUUAAAUACAUGGCAUGAUGUUGUUACUGUUGCUCCUUGCCUCCAUAACUUCUGCAACGGAUGCUUCUCAGAGUGGUUAAAGAGAUCUCAAGAGAAACAUUCAAGUGUACUUUGUCCCCAAUGUAGAGCAGUUGUACAAUUUGUUGGAAGAAACCACUUCCUGCGUAAUAUUGAGGAGGGUAUACUUGAAGCAGAUUCUUCAUUAAAGCGGUCUGAUGAAGAAGUUGCACUUUUAGAUUCCUAUGCAUUGAUACAGUCAAAUCUUGUCGUUAGAUCAGGGAAAAAGCUGCGAAGAAAGAGGGCUUAUUCCCCCUUGGAUGAGGAAAGUGAUGGCAUAGACCUUCCAUGCCCUCAAUGUGGUACAGAAUUGGGUGGGUUCCACUGCAAUCAGAACACCAUUCAUCUACAGUGUCAUGCAUGUGGAGGAAUGAUGCCUUCCCGAACUGAUAUUAGUGUACCACAACACUGUGUAGGAUGUGAUAGAGCAUUUUGUGGUGCUUAUUGGCAAGCUCAAAGGCUUACAACAACUGACUUUCACCCUGUUUGCAGUCGUGAGACUUUUAAACCAAUCUCAGAUCGCACUAUUUCUAGAAUUCCUGAUGCAGUGCAUAACAAGAAUCGGCAUGAACAAGAUAUCACACAAAGGUGUAUUAUACAGAUGGGCAGAACGUUGCAGGAUGUUAUCUCAGAGUGGAUUGCAAAGUUAAACAACAGAGAAAUAGAUCGAACAAGGAUGCCACUGAACCAUGCUGAGAUGAUCACUUCCAGAACUCAUGUUUGCAAUGAUUGUUAUGACAAAUUGGUCUCAUUCCUUUUGUACUGGUUUCGGAUUUCAGUGCCCAAAUAUCUUUUACCACCAGAUGCAUCAAAAAGGGAAGAUUGCUGGUAUGGGUAUUCGUGUCGGACACAGCACCACACUGAUGAACAUGCUCGUAGAUUAAAUCAUGUUUGCCGUCCUACUAGAGGUACUAACAUGUAGUGUAGUUUCUGUGAUAUACACUAAUGGAUGUAAACAACAACCCCCCUCCAUCCUUCCCCUUUUGAUUUGGAUAUGAAUGUAAUCCUACUAUUGGUUGUUAUACCAUUCAUUCAUGUCAAAUUUACUUAUCAAUAGUGUUUUCGUGCCAUUAAGGCCAUUAUUUGCAUGGAGAAUGACUAAAUUUUA
Messenger RNA from Quercus lobata, 1719 nucleotides. Its product is annotated as RING/U-box superfamily protein. Gene Ontology annotation, molecular function: ubiquitin-protein transferase activity; metal ion binding. The transcript is spliced from 15 exons. The record is from RefSeq and is a predicted model, not a curated record. NCBI's taxonomy places the organism in Eukaryota, Viridiplantae, Streptophyta, Magnoliopsida, Fagales, Fagaceae. Gene Ontology annotation, cellular component: nucleus. The coding region runs from base 142 to 1533 and encodes 463 amino acids. Gene Ontology annotation, biological process: protein ubiquitination; ubiquitin-dependent protein catabolic process; mitotic cell cycle checkpoint signaling.